Messenger RNA from Glycine soja, 393 nucleotides. Its product is annotated as peptidyl-prolyl cis-trans isomerase 1-like. The transcript has a single exon. Gene Ontology annotation, biological process: protein peptidyl-prolyl isomerization; protein folding. Lineage: Eukaryota; Viridiplantae; Streptophyta; Magnoliopsida; Fabales; Fabaceae. The coding region runs from base 1 to 393 and encodes 130 amino acids. Gene Ontology annotation, molecular function: peptidyl-prolyl cis-trans isomerase activity. The record is from RefSeq and is a predicted model, not a curated record. Gene Ontology annotation, cellular component: plasma membrane; cytosol.
AUGCCUAACCCUAAGGUCUUCUUCUACAUGACCAUUGGUGGGCAGCUUGUUGGUCGCAUCAUGAUGGAGCUCUAUGCCAACAUGACUCCUCGCACUGCCGGGAACUUCUACGCGCUCUGCACCGACGAAAAAGGCGUAAGGCAGAGUUGUAAGCCCCUUCAUUACAAGGGCUCAUCCUUCCACCGCGUGAUCUUGAGCUUCAUGUGUCAGGGUGGCCACUUCACCUCCGAAAAAGGAAGUGGCAGCAAGUUGAUCUAUGGUGCCAAGUUCGCUGUGAAGAAACACACUGGUCCCAAUAUCUGCUCUAUGGAAAACGCCAGUCCCAUAACCAAUAGAUCACAGUUCUUUAUUUGCGCAGAGAAGACAAAAUGGCUUGAUGAAAUUGGGAGGUGA